This is a messenger RNA of Branchiostoma belcheri (Belcher's lancelet), 1314 nucleotides long. RefSeq names its product fibrillin-1-like. Gene Ontology annotation, molecular function: calcium ion binding. The transcript is spliced from 8 exons. NCBI's taxonomy places the organism in Eukaryota, Metazoa, Chordata, Leptocardii, Amphioxiformes, Branchiostomatidae. The record is from RefSeq and is a predicted model, not a curated record. The coding region runs from base 79 to 1314 and encodes 411 amino acids.
UUGUUCAAGCCGGGUAGGAGCUCUGCUCCAGUUUGGGCUUUUCUUAAAUAACUUCCUUGGUCCGACACACCAGGGAACAUGGCUGGGCGCUUCGGUCUCCGUCGCUUUACAUGGAGCAACCCUAUGUACUUGCCGGACCCUCAUUUGGACGAGGAAUACGAGGAUGUUGACCGGGAAAAGCAGCGCAAAAUAGUGAAGAAGCGAAAAGCCUUCAACAUCAAGGCGAUGUUUGCCAGCCUAAUCGUCUUGCAGAUUCUCGUCCUUGCAGUCACCAUUGUACUUCUAUGGAAAGCGCUGGACACAUCGGUGGCAACAAAACUAUCAGAAUCCGGUGCAAACUGGUGUGCAGACGAGCCCUGUGACCACGGAGUGUGUCUAGAAGCGGUCGAUGGCUUCUACUGUGUGUGUAGAGGUGGAUGGGAGGGAGAGUUCUGUGAAACAGAUGUGAACGAAUGCAAGACCAUUGGAUGCCACCCCCUAGCGACAUGCAACAAUACUGCAGGAAGUUACAUCUGCGAAUGCCAUGAAGGGUACGAGGGUGAUGGAAUAGAGGCGUGUACAGACGUAGAUGAAUGUGAAGAUGAGGACAUCUGUGGACCGAAUUCAAUCUGCACUAACACCAUAGGCAGCUACAACUGCAGCUGUAUUGAAGGCUACAGACUCUCCAAUGGCACAGAGUGUGAAGACAUAAACGAGUGCCUGACCUCUCCCUGUCACGACUUUGCUGACUGUACAAAUCUUCCCGGGAACUACAGCUGUGCAUGUAAAGCCCAGUACAGGGGAGACGGGAAGGUAUCGUGUAAAGCAAAUUCAUCCGGGGAUGGGUCUAAGAUAUUGGUAGCGGCAGGAAAUCCGACAGGAACUGACCGGGCUUCCAAUAAUCUAGAGGUGUAUUCCCUUCCUGGAGGUAUAACGGUUCGAACUGCAGAAAGCGCACCGAACUAUACUUACUGUGCUCAGUCUAAAAACUGUAAAUGGGAUGCGAACUACCACAGCAUAGUCACAGGUUUAGAUUUGCAAACAUGGCAUCAUGUAGAAAUGAACCUUACCGCCAUGCCUAUAGAUUAUAUGGACCAAUGGCAAUAUAGAGUAGACGGGAUGCACACAUUUACGGGAGGGGCUUACUUCCAGACAGCUCGCUAUGACAAUGGUUGGAACUACGAGUAUGUAAAUAGGCUAAAGUUCCAACCAAGACAUGCAAAUUUUGAUGCUAGCUUCCAGGGUUUUUUCUUCGAUGACAUUCACUAUGGAGUAUUUGAUUCCACCUCAUCCGAGAAUGUCAUCGAAGAAUACUGCGUUUCCUUUGAGGAAUAG